AUGUGCUCGGUGCGGAACUUGAUCUGCCGGGGUUCACACUUGGUUUCAAAAGAAGCGAGGUCGAAGGCAGCGGUCUGCAUACAGCCAUUUUCGAGAACGGCUGUGAGUCGUUCUGGUCACCAUAAUCACAUCAAGGACCGGAGGAGCGUUCCUUGGAAAGCAAUAUGUACACGAAGCCGACCUCUGAAUUCCUCUUGCUUCUCUUCCUCGUCGAUUGCUCGGUCGAACUCCGAUGUGAGAGAUGUGGGAGGUGAAUUGCUCGCCCCUUCGUCGGAUUUUCUCGACAACAGUACAUACAAAGCCACCCUCACUUCGCUACAGAGUGAUCCGUCUCUCGUGCCGCUACAUGAUCUUCUUUCUCUACUCGCCUCCUGGCAAGAAGGGCAUCUUCUUCCGGUUCCCUGGGUCGAAACUCUGUACAAGGCAUUGUUGGCCGUUCCGGCGUCGCGCCUGGUCUUGAGUGUUUUGCAUUAUAAUCACCUGCUCUCGCAUCUCGUCAACCCUGCUGCAGCUGAUACCUUAAUUGGCGGUGCUCCAUUCUCGCCUUCUGCUCUGGAGUUUGUCGGGCAAUUGCUCGGCGACAUGAAGGACCUUGAACUGACUCCGACGGCACAAACGAAUGCAUUGCAUAUUCUGGCCCUGAAAGAUGACCCAGCUGCUGCUAUUCCUCUCUACGAUAAGCUGAAGUCAGCGAACAGAAAGCAGCUACCUGUGUUUGCUUUCAACGUGAUUUUGGAUCAACUCUUGAAAUCCGGCGGUGUACCAGGCACUUCACUCCCCGCCAUCAACAAGCGUACCUUGUGGGGUCUCUUUUCAGCCAUUCAAGCAUCCACGCAAGCCCAGCCAAAUGUCGCAACCUACGAGUUCUUGUUGAAGGGCUUUGGCCCACAUCACCUCAAUGCUCCGGAAUCUCUUAACAAAGUUCUGCAAAAGUUGAGAAUGAGCGACACCAUAACAUGGCGCCCGCAGACCUUCGCAGCAGUGCUCGACGCACAUUCGGUACAACCAGACGAACGGCACAUCAAUCGGUUAUCAUAUCAAUUACGAAAAGCUAGAGUUCCCAUGGACAAGGAUAUCCUCGCGGCCCUGCUCAGGUGUUGGUUGAACCUCACCAAACCUUACGCGGUACUCCGACAUUAUCACCAGAAUGUCGGGAAGUUCCCUGAAAGGCUACUGCCGACUCCCCCGGAAACAUACGCUAUCCUAAUACAGGCGUGCGCCGCGAUACCGGAGACUGUCGCGGAGGAAGCCAGUCGAAAGGCUUUGAUUCCAGAGGCUCUACUAAGAUUAGAGGAGGUUCACAAGGACAUGCUACGCGACUCCGAAAAGUGGGACAACAGCAGUUCCAUAAGCAUGCCAUCCGCUGCGACGCAUGUAUUCAAGACCGACCCAUGGGAUUACCUCGCCAAAGCCUUCGCGACGCUGGGCGAGCCGCAAAAGGCGCUGGACGUGUACAGGCAUGUGUCCACCCCGUCCGCGGGCGUCUACAUUCCUAGCCCGAUGAUGCUCGAGUCAAUCGCUCUCGCGUUCGACAAGAUGGACGACACAAAGGCCGCGGAGGAGUUUGCGCAGACGUAUGUGUUUACUCCCCAGACUGUGCAAUUCUAUGAGGAGGUUGAUGUGCCUAGUGAGGUGAAGGAUCCGCUGUUUGUCGUCGGAGAUGGGGAGAGUGCGAAGAUGGACGGUGAAGGAAAGGACGCUAGCGCGGUUAGCAGCACUCCCGAUUCCGUUCAGGGUUCAGAAGAAGGGACUUCGGAUCCAAUCGCUACAACGGAUCCGGAGACGGCUCCGGCCCAAGACCUGGAGAACGCUGCGGAGGCUACGGGUGGUACGGAAUCUGUCCAUGAUGCGGAAGAGGAUGUCAGAGGUUCGAGCCCGAAACCGGAUUUAGAGAAAACAGAGAGCGCUUCCGAUCCGACCGAAGCCUCGAAGGAAGGGGAUAUAGAGACGGUUCCGGCGCAGGAUGUGGAGGAACAGGCUGUAGAUGGGACGGAUUCUGUUCAGGACCAAGUCGACGGCAAUCCGGAUGGAACUGAAGAUGCAAACGAAGAGCCUGUGCAGGGCAAGCAGCCCGAAAAUGCCGAGCCUACCACCAGUCGGGGUGUCGGGCUGAGGAGGACGCGCUUGUGGAGGGAAAAGCAUCAAGCAAAUGGGAAGCCAUUCAUAGUUUUGGAAACGGGCGUAGGGAUAUGUGGAAACCGAGUGGCUUGA
Molecule: messenger RNA, 2211 nt
Organism: Fimicolochytrium jonesii
Lineage: Eukaryota; Fungi; Chytridiomycota; Chytridiomycetes; Spizellomycetales; Powellomycetaceae
Exons: 4
Coding region: 1-2211 (736 amino acids)
Molecular function (GO): protein binding
Source: RefSeq, a predicted model, not a curated record